AUGGCCACGAUAGCGACACAGCCCGUCGAGAAGCUCGCCUCGACGCUCGCGUCGCAGGGCCUCGACAUUGAAAAGACGGUGUCGCACCAGCAAGACCUCGGCAUCAAGGACGAUGCCAGCUCCGACCGCAAACAAGAGGGUGUCAAGGACAUUGAGGCCGUCACCACCAUCUGGGACAAGAGCGUGCUGUGGAUGAUGUUUGGCCUCCUCUAUCUCGUUUCCUUCUCCGACAAGCUUCUCGUAGACGUCCAGGGCAAUCUCAACCCCUACGUGACCUCCUCAUUCAACGAGCACGGCCUCACCCCGACGGUCAACAUUGUCGCCUCCGUCAUCGGCGCCACCUGCAGUCUCACCAUCGCCAAGAUCAUCGACGUCUGGGGUCGUGUCGAGGGUUUCGUCGUGCUGCUCGCCAUCAACCUCCUCGGCAACAUUCUCAAGGCCGUCUGCAAGAACAUGUACACUUAUGCCGCCGGCCACACGCUCUACUGGGUCGGCCACAUCGGUCUCCUCUACGUUAUCGACAUUAUGCUCGCCGACAUGACGACGCUGAGGAAUCGUAUCAUCAUCUACGGCCUUAACGGCACGCCAACGAUCGCGACCACUUUCGCCGGCCCCAAGAUUGCUGAGCUGUUUUACAACGAGGUUAACUUCCGCUGGGCGUUCGGUGCCUUUGCUAUUAUCCUUGUUGGCUUCUGCAUUCCCGUCAUUACUGUCUUGCUCUGGCACAAGCGCAAGGCUAUUAAUUCUGGCCUUAUUUUGAAGGAAUCCUCUGGAAGGACUACGAUCCAGUCCAUCUGGUACUACGUCAUUCAGUUUGAUGUUGGCUUCGUCCUCAUUCUCCUCCCCUUCAACUUAGCCUCUAACAUUGGCAAGGGCUGGGGCGAGGGUCGCAUGAUUGCUAUGGAAGUUGUGGGUGUCGUUCUGCUCGUCGCCUUUGCUCUUUGGGAGAAAUACUUGGCUCCCGUCCAAAUGUUCCCGUUCAAAUUCCUCACCGAUAGGACUAUUAUUGGCGCUUGCUUGCUUUACUUUUUCAUGUUUGUUUCCAUCUUCUGCUGGGAUGCGUACUAUAUCUCUUACCUCCAGGUUGCUCAUGACCAGAGUAUCAGCGCUUCCGGGUAUAUUCUCAAUUCCUUUGCCCUUACCUCGGCUUUCAUCUCUCCUUUCAUUGGCCUGUUGAUCCGAUACACCGGUGACUUCAAGUGGUUCUCCUACGGCGGUGUCCCCUUCGUCGCCCUCGGAACCACCCUCCUCAUUCACUUCCGCAAGCCCGAAACCCACGUCGGUCUCCUUGUCAUGUGCCAGGUCCUCAAUGGCAUCGGCACUGGAAUCUGGGCCAUGUGCGGUGAGCUCGGCAUCAUGGCCAGUGUUUCCCACCAGGAAAUCGCCGUCGCCAUCGCCAUCUUCUACCUCUUCGGCGGCAUCGGCGCUUCUGUAGGCUUCGCCAUUGCCGGUGGUAUCUGGGUCAACGUCCUUCCCAACCAGUUGAUCAAGCACCUUCCCGAUGACGCCAAGGAUCAGUGGGCGGAUAUUUAUGGCUCUCUUGUCAUUCAGCAGGAGUGGCCCGUUGGUACCCCGAUUCGCGACGGCAUCAUUGCUGCUUACGCUGACGUGCAGAGGAAGAUGGUUAUUGCUGGCUCGGCUUUCCUUCCUAUUAUGCUUAUCUGCAUCUUCUUGUUUAAGAAUAUCAACGUCAGGAAGCUUGAGGAGGAGAAGGGCAAGCAGACUAAGGGUAACGUCUUCUAA
Scedosporium apiospermum is the source of this 1743-nucleotide messenger RNA. Its product is annotated as Siderophore iron transporter mirb. The coding region runs from base 1 to 1743 and encodes 580 amino acids. The transcript has 5 exons. NCBI's taxonomy places the organism in Eukaryota, Fungi, Ascomycota, Sordariomycetes, Microascales, Microascaceae. Gene Ontology annotation, biological process: transmembrane transport. The record is from RefSeq and is a predicted model, not a curated record. Gene Ontology annotation, molecular function: transmembrane transporter activity.